CUUAGCUCGAGCCAUUUGUUUAAUGAUAAUAAUAAUAAUUAUUAUUUGUUUUAUGAUUAGGAACGGUUCUUUCUGCGUUCGUUCUGUUUCCUGGCGAAUCUUCAAUCCUUAGCACUUUCUGUUUUCUGCUUGUGCCUCCUUUCCUCUUUUUCUUCUUCUCUUCCUCUUCCACCCUCCGUCUCCUCCCCCAAAUAUCUUCUCUCUCUGCAUCCAGUCUGUCAAUUUCUAUUCUACUUUGUAUCCUCACGCAAGUCUAAUAAUUUAAUACAUUAAUCCCCAAUCAAAACUCUCAAUUCGCAACAAUGUUGUCCUCUGUGGCGUUUGUCUUCUCCUCGCUGCUAGCCACCGCGCUUUGCAACUACACGUUCCCCGAGGGCUUCAACAUCGGCUUGGUCUCUCCUCAAGAGAGAAAUUCCUGGUGUCUUGCCCAGAGGAACUCCUGCCCACAGAUCUGCGGUGGAGUCGCUACCACCAAUUACUGCGAUUCGACCACUCUGGACUUCAACUGUGUUUGUUCCAAUGGCUCGCAGGCCGAUGUCACGCCUUAUGCGCAGACCAUUCCCUCCCUCGUCUGCCAGAACAACUAUGGUCAAUGUGUCGCCAACCAUCCCAACGACCUAGAUGGCCAGAAGAAAUGUAAGGAUGAUGCUCAAUGCGGAACUCUCAAUGCAAGUGACGCCACUGCUGCCGCAACAACUACCGCUGGGUCUGCUGCUUCCUCUUCAGCCGCGACCACCUUGUCGACCUCCUCUGCCAGCGCUACUCUGAACCCGUCCGCAUCCAAGACUUCGGCUGCUGUGGCUUCUUCAACUUCCACUGGCGCGGCAUCUGCCAUUCGCAUUGCCCAGGAUUACUCCACUGCUGUGUUGAUGACUGCCUUGUUCGCCGUCUUCCGUCUAGCUCUUUAAAGGCACCAUUCGUGCAGACUCCUUGGCGACGCUGUCGGACAAUCAUCUGAGCCUUUAAUUUUGUACGUUGUCCAUAACUAAUGCAGCACUUGGACUUAUUCUGGUUGCUGUUGUUACCGCUAUGGAAGCCCAUGUCUCGUUUUUCAUUGAAACACUAUCCAUCUUUUGCUCACAAUGAUAUUGUAAUCUGGACAUUGUACACCCCUCUGGCUUAUUGGGCUUUCUCUCAUUCCAGACCAUAUCCACCAUCCUGUAUUAUGGGCUUCAUGUGCUUCACGUCUGUCUUUAAUUGGCGCUUGCAUGAAUAAUGCUAGUAUGUUUGCUUAAAGCGAAUCCAGUUCUUCCAUCGGCCGUCCCAGUCACAUUGGUCCCAGUUGGUAUCAGUUGGAGCUCACAUGUAAUAUGUAUAUUGUAUAGUCCUUAUUUCCUCGCCCAGGGCAAGUAAUUAUUCGCUCUCUUCGGUGCGUGCGUAUGCGAAGUAACUUCUUCAAGCCACCCACUGGAGGCCAAAUACUGCCAUGCCUGUUUUCUUGCCUUUCUACGAUGACGAGCAGUUUUCUAAUAAUAAAAUAAAUAUGGAAAC
Messenger RNA from Monascus purpureus, 1491 nucleotides. The record is from the annotation of a GenBank genome assembly. Lineage: Eukaryota; Fungi; Ascomycota; Eurotiomycetes; Eurotiales; Aspergillaceae.